Umbelopsis ramanniana AG is the source of this 1403-nucleotide messenger RNA. RefSeq lists its product as uncharacterized. Gene Ontology annotation, biological process: formaldehyde catabolic process. Lineage: Eukaryota; Fungi; Mucoromycota; Umbelopsidomycetes; Umbelopsidales; Umbelopsidaceae. The transcript has 10 exons. Gene Ontology annotation, cellular component: cytosol. Gene Ontology annotation, molecular function: zinc ion binding; S-(hydroxymethyl)glutathione dehydrogenase [NAD(P)+] activity. The record is from RefSeq and is a predicted model, not a curated record. Bases 37 to 1293 code for a protein of 418 amino acids.
AUGACAAGGCACCCCAGAGUGCUUCUGCCAUCGUAAAUGCGGUCUUCCGAGCGGGCGGGCUGCGGGCAAAUUGUGAGCUCAGAUGACAGUCACAUCUGGUCAGGAUUUAGCUGCGAUGACAGCCAACUCGAGCUCAACAAGUUGUUUUUAAUCAUGUCAUCAACUGCUGGUCAAGUUAUCAAGUGUAAAGCUGCCGUCGCCUGGGAGGCUGGCAAGCCUUUGUCUAUCGAAGAAAUUGAGGUUGCUCCCCCGAAGGCUCAUGAAGUCCGUAUUCAGAUCCUGUACACCGGCGUCUGCCACACCGACGCCUACACUUUGUCAGGAAGAGAUCCCGAAGGCGCUUUCCCCACCGUCUUUGGUCACGAAGGUGGUGGUAUUGUUGAAUCCGUUGGUGAAGGUGUCACUGAUGUUGCGGUUGGUGAUCACGUUAUCCCUCUUUAUACUGCUGAGUGUAAGCAGUGCAAGUUCUGCACCAGUGGAAAGACCAACCUUUGCGGUGCUGUUCGCGCUACCCAGGGUCAAGGAUUGAUGCCUGACAAGACGUCUCGUUUCACCUGCAAGGGAAAGCAACUCUUCCAUUAUAUGGGCUGCUCCACUUUCUCCCAAUACACUGUCGUCGCUGAUGUCUCUGUCGUUAAGGUCGAUGAUGAAGCUGACUUGCAAAAGGUUUGCUUGCUUGGUUGCGGUGUCACUACUGGUUUCGGAGCUGCCACUCGUACCGCCAAGGUCACUCAAGGCUCAUCGGUUGCUAUCUUUGGUUUGGGUUGCGUUGGUUUGAGUGUUGCUCAAGGUGCUGCCUACAACAAGGCCAGCCGUAUCAUUGGUGUGGAUGUCAACCCUAGCAAGGAGAAGAUCGGCCGCGAAUUCGGUAUCACCGAGUUCGUUAACCCCAAUGACUACAAGGACCAGCCUAUUCAGCAAGUCUUGAUUGACUUGACUGAUGGCGGUCUGGACUAUACCUUUGACUGCACAGGUAACACCAAAGUCAUGCGCGCUGCAUUGGAAGCUUGCCAUAAGGGAUGGGGUGAAUCCAUCAUCAUUGGCGUAGCUGCUGCAGGUGAGGAGAUUUCUACUCGUCCAUUCCAAUUGGUCACUGGUCGUGUCUGGAAGGGCUCAGCUUUUGGUGGCAUCAAGGGAAGAACCGAGAUGCCUGGAUUGGUCAAGGAAUACCAAGAAGGAAGGCUCAAGGUCGACGAAUUUGUCACUCAUACUUUUGGACUUGACGAGAUCAACAAGGCAUUUGACAUAAUGCACUCUGGAGACUGUAUUCGCGCCGUUAUCACUAUGCAAUAAGGAAUAACUUUAUUAUCUUUCUUUGAAUGAUUUUGGUUACAACGGAUAUGUACGAAGAAAUUAUGGCAGUUUUGUAACAAUGUGCAUGUAGAAUAAAAAGAAUGGGGAGC